AUGCAGUAUAACAAAUUGGUCAAUACACUUUUGGAUGCUUUUACAAAAGAAUAUCCAAAAAGGAGAUUUCUUUUAACUAAACUUCUUGGUUCUGGUGCGGAAGGAGGAGCCUUUCUUGCUUCCGCCUCUGAUUGGGGCAAUAAUCCUUCAUAAGUAGUAAUUAAAAUACAAAAAAACAUGAAACCUAAUGAAAAAUAAUUUCUUAGUUGUUUAGUAGAGUACCAAAAUUUAUAUGAAAAUGGAAAUAAUUAAUAAUAUCUUCCUACUUAUUUAAUCAGAAUAUAUGAAUAUUUUUAAUGGUAAAAGAAUCAUUGCAUUGUUAUGGAAGUUGGACAAGAAGAUUUAUAUCGUUUCAUAAAUAACAGUAGGAAUGUAUCAAUAUAAGAAAAAGUACAAAUUUGUUUUUAGGUAUAUAUUUUAAUAAAUAUAAUUAUAGAUUAUUUACCCAAUUCUAUUUCUACAUUAAUAGAAGUUAAUCCAUCGAGAUAUUAAACAAGAAAAUUAUAUUAAAGUAGGAAAUGUUUUUAAACUUAUUGACUUUGGUUUAAUUAGGAGUUCGUUAUCUGAUGUUAAAACUUUAUAAGUUGGUAGUACAAUAUUUCAAGCACCAGAAAUUAUAGAAAAUAGAAGUGAUUAUACAGAUAAAGUUGAUAUCUGGUCAUUAGGAUGUGUUUUUUAUGAAAUAUUAGCAACUUAACCUUUGUUUGAUGGUAUAAAUAAAUUUAUAAUCUUAGGAUAAACUCAUUAAGAAGUAACUAAAAAUAUUAAAAAUCAUAAAACCUACCCAGUUCCUGUUAAUAAUAAAAUCAAUUAAUUAUAAAUUUCAUAAUAAUUUAAAACCAUUUUAACUUCAAUGCUAAUUUAUGAUGAAAAGAAAAGGCCAUCAAUAUAAUAAGUUUAUGAUGUAUUCAAAAGUUACUUAAAUCCAUAAUAAAAAGUAAUUUCAUAAAUUAUACCCAAACAAGAUAUUCCAUAACCAUAUGAACAAUAAGAAAAUAAUAAACAACAAUAAAUAAAGCCUCAAAAUACAAAUCCUGCUAUUAAAUCUGAAAAUAAUAGUUCUGAAUAAUUAAAUUAAAUUAUCCAAAAUAAAGAACCUAAUUUAAAUUAAUAAUAACCAAAUAUUGAUUUUAAAAAAAUAAUUUAAAAUAAUAUUGAAUAAAUUGAUACAGAUAUUAAAAGUAAUAAAGAAACUAAUAAUUUAAAUUAAAAUUAAUUAAAAAAUGAAAAGUUUUAGGAUUGUUUAAAAAAUUAGGCAUUCCAAAUUCCACUUCAUUAAGAUUAAUAUAUUACUUAAUGCAAUGAGGUAUUUGAGAAGUUAAUUAAGGAGGGAUAGUAAUAGAUUAAAGAUACCCUAACAAAUUAAAAGAGUUUAUAUGAAAGUAAAAUAAAUGAAUUAAAAAAUGAGUUUCAAACUUAAAAUAAAAUUAAUUAAAAUAAAAUAGAUUUAUAGAAUAGUUAAAUAACUGAAUUGAUAAAAUAAGUAGAAAAUUUAAAGUAAACUUUAUUUUAUGAAAAAUAGUCAACAAAAGAAACAACUUGAAUAAGAUUAAUAAAAUUUUAAAUUAGAGAUAGAACGAUUCAAAUAGAAAAUCAAAGAUGAAGAAGUAAAAUUCAAUACAGAAAAAAAUUAACUGAAUAAAGAAAUAAAAGAAUUUAAGGAAAAAAUAAAUAAAAUGAAUUAAUUUUCUGAAAAUUUAAAAAAGGAGAAUGAAAAUAAAAAUUAAGAAUUAUAAAAGUUGUUUAUUAAAAACUAAAAUAAUGAAACACUAAUUUAAGAAAUCUAAGAUAAAUUAAAAGAAUCAAGUACUUCUCUAAAUAAAGCUAAAAGUUUGGCAGACAUCUUUUAAAAUUAAGAAAAAGUUUAAAAAAUUUAAAUUAAAACUUAAGAUUAAUAAUCAAUCAUUUAAGAAAUAACAUAUUCUUAAGAAUAAAAAAGUGAGAAUCCUUGUUUAAAUAUAUAAUCAACAUAGGAAUACAAGAAUCUUAUUGAAAAUUUAAAAACUGAAUUAUAGAAAUAAAUUAAUGAUGUUUUAUUAGUUUAAGAAAAUAGAAAUAAAGAUUAGUUAAAUUUAAUUAAAGAAUAACACUCAAGUCAAAUUAUUAAUUUAAAUAAUGAAAUUGCAGAUUAAAAUAAUUAAUUAAAAAAUAUCACAUAGGUUUCUUCAAUAGAAAAAGAAUAAUUAAAUAUCGAAAUUGUAGAUUUGAAGAAUCAAAUAGAAAAUAUAAAAUAAAGCUCUGAAAAAGAAAAAGAAUAAUAAAAUCUUAGAAAUAGUCAAAUGGAAAAUAGUAACCAAGAGUUAAAAAGAUAAGUAGAAUAAUUAAAUGAAAGUCUUAAUUAAUAAAAAUCAUAAUUUUAAGAAUUGUAAUAAAAUAGUUAAAAAGAAUUGAAUGAUUUGAAAUCAGAGUUAGUAGUGUGUUAAUAGACAAGUUAAGCAGAAAAAUUAAGACAAAGUAAGGAAAUUGAUGAAUUGAAUGGAAAAAUACAAAAGUAUGAAGAAGAUAACAAGAUUCAAAAUGAAAAAAUUAAAAAGUAUGAAGAAGAUAACAAGAUUCAAAAUGAAAAAAUAAAAAAGCAUGAAGAAGAUAACAAGAUUCAAAAUGAAAAAAUUAAAAAGUAUGAAGAAGAGAUCAAGAUCCUAAAUGAAAAAAUAAAAGAGCUUGAAGAAUAGAAUUUAAAUAAAAAUUAAGAAUUACAAAAAUUAAAUUAAGAAAAUUAACAAUUUAAAGACAAUCUAAAUUAAGCAAUAUAACCUUAAAACCAAGUGAACGCCUUAAUUGAAUUCUUUAAAUAGAAUUAGAAUUUAGAUGGUUAUAUAGAAAACAAUAGUGAAAAAUAUAUGGAAUUGGUUAGUCUGUUAAGUUAAAAUAAUUGA
Molecule: messenger RNA, 2876 nt
Organism: Paramecium pentaurelia
Lineage: Eukaryota; Ciliophora; Oligohymenophorea; Peniculida; Parameciidae
Source: the annotation of a GenBank genome assembly